Molecule: messenger RNA, 3087 nt
Organism: Cladocopium goreaui
Lineage: Eukaryota; Dinophyceae; Suessiales; Symbiodiniaceae
Source: the annotation of a GenBank genome assembly
AUGAGCUGUGUGGGGCUGUGCUUACUGUGGGAAAAGGACGGUGAGGUUCGCCAACGUCUCCGUGAGGAGAAGAAACUCAUUGUCCAUGGUGUUGGGGAGGAGUUCUGCCAACCGAACCGGCCGAAUUCCAUCAUGAAUGCUGCUGUACUUGGACCGGUUCUCCAACGGUUGUCCAAUGUGGACAAGUUCAAACUGCCACACUUAGAAGACUUGAAAGUUGAGAUCUACACCUUGUACGAGAAGUGCGCCUUACCCACACCCGAGCAGGUCAUCUACCAGGCUGCUGUAGAGUUGAAACGUUUGGUGGGAUUCAUCUCCAGGAGGGUCAAAAGGAAGGAGGUGACAAAGGACAGGAAGUUUCAUGAGCUGCUCCUUAUCCUUGAUCCUUCUUUGAAGGAUUUGAAAGCGCAGAUUGCCAAGAAGAAAGCCGAGUUGAAAGCGGAGAAGCUCUUCUUAGUUCGGAUGGAUCGCAAAGAGGCGGAUAAGAACUUGGGCAAUGCAGGUGUGCCAAGUGGUUCAAUGCCACCUCCACCAGUUCCACCCCAAAAGACCAAGCAAGGUGGCACACUCCCACUGACACCAGCUGGGGAUAUGGAUGAGACCUUGCCCAUGACUGACAGCGUGAUUGCAGAUGCUUCUUUUGCUUUCAAAAUGGAGAUGGAGGUUGAUGAUGUUGCAGAUGGUGAGGAUGAAGAGUACAUCCCCCCGACUCAACCCGAAGGGACCCAACAGGUGCUCACCCGUCGUGACCAACGAAAACUCAAGGAGGAGAAGGCGCUGGCCAAGAAGGAAGCCAAGGGAAAAGCCGAGGGGAAGAAAUCCAAGGGAAAGCUGAAGAAGGAUGAUGAUGAUGACACUGUGAAGCCGAGAUCCAGCCGGAGUCGAGCAGCCAAAGCUAGAGCAUCAGCUGAUGAUCCAGGAGAAGAGGAAGUACCCGAACCUGCAAAGCCCAAGAAGGAAGCCAAGUUAAAAGACAAAGUGAAAGCCAAAGGAAAAACACGUGCCAGUUGUGACCAGAUGGAUGAUGAGGACAACCAGGAUGAUGCUUGCCCCACUGACAACACAGAGGAGAAAACGGUGAAGCCAAAGCAGAGUGCCCCCAAGCGUGCAACAAAGUCCAAAGCUGAGCCGAAGAGCAAGGCACGAGCGAAAGCGAAACCAAAGGCGAAAGCAAAGGCAGCUGCAGAAAAGGUGAGUACCAAGACCAAGGUUGCCAAGAACAAGACCAAGAUUGCCGAGGAACAAGAGGAGGAGGAGGAAGAGAUCAGCACUCCCAAGAAACGGCUGUUUGAGGAGGAUGCAGAGUCUGAAGAUCAUGGCGAAGGUGAUCACGAAGGUGAAGAUGAAUCUCUCGAGAUUCCCGAUUCCUCCCAUGACCGCUUGGACAGAAAGUCAGGCAAAGUGAAACCUUUGAAAGAGAUCUUUGAGGACGAAGUGCCCAACACUUGGAAAGCCACCCGCCCAAAGAAAGCCCAAAAGACAUGUCAUGCAGCCUCAGCCGCAUCCCGAGAGGUGGAAGAGGAGGCAGACAAGCCUAAGAGGAAGUCCCGUGCCCAGCCAAAGAAGCCAGCCAAGAGAAAGCAAGAGCUUUCCCCGUUCACCAAAAAGGAAAAGAACCGCCGACAGAAAAAGGAAAAGGAAAACAUGCAGUCCACACCCAGUGAGGAUCUCACGGUUCAAGGGAUCUUUUUGCAGCACUUGAAGUGCACAAGCAAGCUCACACCCAGCGAUGUCAAGAAGUACUUGUACCAGAAUGUUGAGCACAAGUUUUGGUUUGGCAAGAUCAAUCCUUACUUCACCCGGGCAACUUGUGGUGUGCAGUACCAGCUGGAUGAUAAGUCCACAAAGCUCUCCGAGAUUGUCUACUUUGGCAAUACCUUCAGAGCUCUCCCUGACUUCCAGGCUCAGAACGUCAUGGCCUGUGUCACCGGUUCACUCAUGGCUGGUUGGUUGAGCGAUUUGGACAGGGAGGAAGUUCUACAGUACCAGGACCCCACAUCGAAGAUCCAGGCCAAAGUCGCGUUUUUCAAGUACAACGCCAAUCUUGCUGCAGCAAAGUUUCUCAAUAGUCUGACCAUGCAUGCCGCCGUUGAGAGGCAAUCGAUGGGUGCUGGUAUUGGCAGUUCUGCUCACAACGUGGACUCACAUUCCGUCCGCGAGCUGGCAGGGGAAGCCCAAUGCACACUGAAUUUCAGGGAAGCAAAUUUGCGAUCCGCCCGGUUGGAUCUUUUGUAUAUGGAAAAUGGGCAAAAGGGCGACAAGAACCCGAUGGACUUGUGUUCGGAUGCUGGAUUUGUGACAGCCCUGGCCACCGUGAUGCGUGGCGAUUACACGAACGGAUUCUUAGCCCAUUUCGGGUUAAAGUGCUCUACCUGGACAAGUGUCAAUGCUGGCACGUCGUCCCGUUCGGCUUGCAGUUCAGUCGGGAAUUGCAACCACCCCAGUGUGAGAGAGGGUAACUGUUUGGGGUCCCGGAUGAUACUCUUGAUGAUGGUGGUGGUGUGUCUCAAUGGAUGCAUUACCCUGGAACAACCCUAUUCCAGCUUCUUUGAGUUCUAUCCCCGUUUCAGGGAGCUGGUAUGCUUGCUUCAAAAAUGGGGCGGUCCCGAUGCAGUACACAAGGCAUCGUGGUACAUGCUGCACUAUGGAGGACCGACCCCGAAGCGUCACUACGCUUUUAGCAACUCAAGGACGGUGGGUCGUUUCUAUGCUGGACAAUUGAAGAACUGGAAAAACAUCAAGAAGGUCCUCCAGAAAAAAGGUCUUCUACCAACCCUAGUGGAGAAGUACACGGAUGGCGAAGGAAAGAAGCGUUGGAAGGGGACAAAGAAACUUCGCUCCAGUGAGAACUACCCGAAAGCGUUCGGAAAGAAGAUGGUCGAUUUGUUCCGGGGCCUCGUUGCGGACAAGAAAGGGAUGCCACCACUCCCAAAUAAGAUUCCCAGCAUUGAAAAAAUGUUUGCUUCGAUGGAGUUCUCGGAUCUUUGGGGUGAAGCACACAUGACCGGCGUGUGCCACUACCUCAGAUCUGGAAAAUACUUAGUGAUUCUAGAUAGUUUCAAAGAUCUUAUUCCAAAAAAGCUGUGA